GGUCCCAGGCCGAUUUUUUUUUAAUAGAACGAAGUUGAAAAACACGGCCUGGUAUUGAUUGUAUCUGGGCGUGGCAGGAACAGGAAACAAAAGCAGAGAUUCUUUACAUUUUGUUUCCUGCUUUUUUUCUGUAAUACUAAAGGUGUACGUAGAGGCAUUUUACUCCCGUAAAAGUUACAGUAAUUUAGCUCCGUGUCAUGUUCUCAAUUUAUAGCUAGCUAGCUAUGGCAUGCAACACAUUGUCUUGUUUGAAGCAAGAUGGCCUCACUCUCAUGGCAGAACAGGCCCAGGCUCUCAAGCUCCUGUUUGAGGGAAGGGACGUGUUUAUCUGGUUCCCAACAGGGUAUGGCAAGUCUCUCUGCUAUAUCAGUUGCUACCCUUUUUAAUGGACUACAAGCUAGGUAGGACCAAGGCUCCUCCUGUUGACAAAAGUGUUGUUCUUGUUAAUUGUCUCUCCCCUUGUAUCUCUCAUCAUGAGACUCAUGAUUGACCAGAUCAGGAGUCUAAACAAUAGAGGUGUUUCUGCUGCCAUCCUCAGUAGCAAUAAAGGAAUCGACAAAGAUUUGGUUGCCACUGCCAAAGAAGUGUCUUCUGGGAAGUAUUUCCUGCUGUAUACUGCCCCAGAGGCUGUUGUUGAAGACCACUGUUGGAGGAUUCAUUUUUUGUUGUACCACAAGUCAAUUUGUUUUUAUGUAUUAAAAAACCACGCCCAGAUCACGCCCAAAUACAAUCAAUACCAGGCCUAGUAGGCGACCUAGCGUUCAAUUGGAGACGGAUCGGCCUGGGGUCGAGGCUACAGCUAACGCUGCUUUGCCUGCAAAUAGUGCUCACUAGUUAGAGUUGUGCCAAGAAGUAUUGUUUAGUGCUGGUAGUUUCAGUACUUAGUAAGCGUGCAAAGACGGAGAUAAAUGUCUCACUGACGAUAAUUGAUCAAUUCGGCAGCUCACUUCUCAUGACCACCACUCCGUCCGCAAGCGAGUUAUUCUUUCCAAAUUUUUGGGAGCUGUUACUUUCUUACUCAUCUGUAGGUCCAUGUAGUUAGUUUUGUGCAAAAUCCUCUUGUGCUUUGAGCAAUAGCCGCCGAUUAUAGGUAUCUGGCGAAGAUUGGUUACUUACUCUAUAGUAAAAUAAUGAUGCCAGAAGCAAUGAGCGAUUUUAAGCGUAUUCAUGAGAUUAUUUAUUACUUGCUAUACUGGGUAGAUCUACAUGUACAAGAGAUCAAUUGCAAUCGUCAAUCUGCUGAAACUCAGUGAGUGAAAGAGAAUGAGCUCUGUCUCUGUAUAUGUAAGUUUACAUAAACUUUACAUUUCAAAGACUUUGCUCGUUUUGCAGGUUUUCUUGGCCCUGCUGUUAGGCCUUCAUCAAAAAGGCACAGAGGCUGCAAGCAGUUUAGAAGUCAGUAGCGGUGGUGGCAAUGUGACUGAUCAGUUCCUCCAAGUGUGUCCAAACACUAUCGUCAGCCUCACCUGUUCUCAUGAUGGGGUCGACCUGACUCGUUGGAGGGUCACUCCUCCUCUACCAAUGGACUGCGAUACUGUUAUUACUCGCACAGCCUCCCCAAAUAGCGAAGGUUUAUGUGGAUCAUUCACUAUUAGUAUGAUCAGCUCACGCACCGAGCAAACAAGGAGGUCUACUAUUGAAUUAUUAAUCACUGAGUCGCUGGAUGGUGCUGUAGUGACUUGUUUUGCUGGAGCGUCUAGUACACCCAACCUUCAAGUUAGGAACUUGACUAUUCAAAUUAAUAUAGGCCCUCCUUCCACUCCAACUAUUGACGGUAUGGAGUAUUCAGUGGUCGACUCACCUACCGGACAAUUCAGAUUCUUGGCAAGCAGUAGCGGAACAUUUAGGACAGGGGUCAUUAUUUCUGCCAGUGUAGUCGGAGGCAGUGGCUCAGUGGUUGUUACUGACAACAAUAUUAUUGUGAUUGGACUGAGCUACACCGGGUCUCACACAGUCAGUAUUGUGGCUACCAGUGCUGUGUGUCCAGGAGUGCUGAACAGCAGCGUCACUGUUGUUUCUGUGGUGUUUAACAUAAGAACCCCUGUACUGACUCAACCCACUGGAUCCGUUGACUGUUCUAAUCCAUCGCUGCCAAUCAGUGGAUCAUGGAGUGUGGUGGAAGGCGUUCAGAGCAGCAAUAACUCGGCAGUUCAGUUAGCUCCUCCCCCAAUUGGUACACCAACCAUAACCUUUACUUCUUCAGCAAGGGGUCUCAGUGGCAGUGCAGUCUUUGUUCCUGAUUCAUCCUACCAGCUCACAGACACAGUGGAGAAUGAUGUGUUCACUUUCACUGUGACUGUGACUAAUGCGGCUGGAUCAAGCAGUGAAAUGUCUGCUGCAGUUGAGGUUACCCCGUUCAUCGUUGAUGAGAGUACGCUGGAAACAAUGAAUUGCCUCACAUUCUCUCUCAGUCAAAACUGUGCCUCUGAGCAGAGUGGAAACUUUGUCAUCAAGUUUGAACAAAGAAAUGGUGUUUGUCGAGACUUGGUUCUAUCAGAUUUCAGCACAUCCACCAUACAACUGAUGCCUCAGUCGGCUUGCGCAUACGUGGCUUCAUCCACUAACCUGUGUUAUCGUGCAACUCUGAUGUAUAAUGGAAUAAUAACUGACACUCAGACUAAUCUCAACUUUGCUGCGUGUCCUAUAAGUGUUCUUAAUUCUUUCCUGGCAGAUGGUGUUUCCUACCAGCUUGACGGAGAAGUCACUAGCGGCAACGUGUCUCACCGUACAACUGCUACUUUAAGCUGUACUGAAACUUUUGCUUCAGUAUCUGGAGCAGCUGUGGUGACAUGUGUUGACGGUCAGUGGAACAACAUGGGCAUACAGUGGUGUUCUAGAUCAUGUGCAGAAACUACUGCCAUAUCUGUAAUCGUGACUUUCCUGCUGACCCUGGCUCUAGGAAUCUCCAUUGGUGUCCUCUUUGUGUUAGCAGUGAACAAGUACAGGAAGUCUGAGAAGGUGACUCUGCAAACUGAAACUGAAAUGGGACAACCACCAGUCGCAAUAUACGAGGACCUGGAUGUCGUUAAACCUGACCCUCGUACUCAGGGAAACCUUGCUUAUGGACAUGUACAUGCAGUUAGUUAGUUUCGAAUAAAACAGUGAGUCACCGUCAGUAUGUUAAAAUUUAAAUAUCGUUUUUAGUCAUAGGACCAGUGUAGUAAUGUGCAUAGUGUUUACUUUUAGUUGUGUUAAUUAACUCAUGUCCUGUGGUUAACUUUAUUUCCUGUAUUGUACUUUUCUGUUAUUGUGGUUUCUGUUCGUUAGUAGGUUCUUUCUGUAUAGUUGUUCUUUGUUCCCUUUGUGCCUAGCUAUAGGGGCCCGCUCCAGGUGGCUCUUUGUGUAUGGGAGCCUCUGCUCCACUGCCUUUUGUCUUGUACAUACUUAUACCUUUGUUCUUGUACAUUUUAUCAGUUGUUGAAUACGAUUUCACUAAACUCAAAUGUCUGCAUGAACCUGCGACAUAACAAUUGGCGACGAGGAUUACAACGGCAACCAAACCAAGUACUACCCCAUGGCUCAUCUCUCAAUCGGCACUAUUGGCUCCUUCCAACCCAGCACGGAGGAUUGGAAAGCGUAUAUAGAGCGACUUCAACUCUUUUUUUGUCGCUAACGGCAUUGAUGACGCAGACAUACGUCGUGCAACUCUCCUCACUGUGUGCGGACCGUCAACGUAUGGACUCGUCCGUGAUCUACUUGCUCCCGCAGCUCCUACCGAAAAAACAUUCGAAGAACUUGUUGUUCUGGUUCAGGAACACCAGCAGCCUACACCCUCACCCAUCGUCGAGAGGUACACCUUCUUUACAAGAGUACAACACUCAGGAGAAACGAUCAAUGACUAUGUGGCCCAGCUCCGCAAGAUUGCUAAACACUGCCAGUUUGGCAAAACCCUCAACGACAUGCUCCGAGACCGCAUUGUUUGUGGAUGUCGAGACAAGAAGCUCCAGUACAAGCUUUUGGCUGACCCUGCACUCACCUUUGACAGCGCUCUGGCUGUUGCAAAGGCAUCUGAACUAGCUGAUCGUGGCACCAGAAAUCUCUCUGGACAGGACGCGUCUGUAAACCGUCUAUUGGACAACCGUCGACGCAAGCCUCCACCCCCUCGGGAGAAACCUCCCUCAA
Messenger RNA from Halichondria panicea, 4122 nucleotides. RefSeq lists its product as uncharacterized. The record is from RefSeq and is a predicted model, not a curated record. Bases 1264 to 3087 code for a protein of 607 amino acids. The transcript is spliced from 7 exons. Lineage: Eukaryota; Metazoa; Porifera; Demospongiae; Suberitida; Halichondriidae.